UUUUGGGCUGUGCUAUCCCGAGAAUCGUGGAAUGCACCCGAGUACGGCAGAUGGUACUUUUGGGUAGUCGUUAGUAGCGUAUUACAAGAACGCUACAUAAAUAUUGUCGUGGUCACGAGAAUGGUGACUCAACAAUGUCUCUUCGACCUCCAUUCACCUUGCAGACCGCCUUGAAAAAGGUCAAGGUCGCCCAGGAUCUCUGGAACACCAGAUCACCUGCCAAGAUUGCUCUCGCCUACACCCCCGAUACCAUUUGGAGGAACCGAGACAGCUUUCUCCAAGGAAGGCCCGCAGUAGAAAAGUUUCUGCAGGCAAAAUGGGAAAAGGAACACCAUUAUGUGCUAAGGAAAGAGUUGUUCGCUUUCAUGGACAACAAGAUUGCUGUCCAAUUUUUCUGCGAAUGGAAUGAGAAACCGGAUGCGACGGGCCAGUGGUUCAGGACAUAUGGACUUGAAGAUUGGACAUUCGACGAGUCGGGCCUCAUGAGGAAACGUAUGAUGAGCGGCAACGACGUACCCAUCGCACCUGAGGUCCGCUGGUUCAAGGAGGGCGUGGAUAUCGAAUCCGUCGACAUUGGAGAAGCACAUUUAUGAUUCAGCAGUAGCUAUCACAAUGCAAUGUAUCCCUACAGAUCUUCAACAUCCCCUACUCAAUAUGAGAUAUGAAAACAAUACGGGCGACCGUGGUCAUGAAUCAAUUUAGCUCCCAUAAAAUGAG
Messenger RNA from Guyanagaster necrorhizus, 717 nucleotides. RefSeq names its product DUF1348-domain-containing protein. The record is from RefSeq and is a predicted model, not a curated record. The transcript is spliced from 4 exons. The coding region runs from base 135 to 593 and encodes 152 amino acids. Lineage: Eukaryota; Fungi; Basidiomycota; Agaricomycetes; Agaricales; Physalacriaceae.